Varroa destructor (honeybee mite) is the source of this 2124-nucleotide messenger RNA. Its product is annotated as glutaryl-CoA dehydrogenase, mitochondrial. The record is from RefSeq and is a predicted model, not a curated record. Gene Ontology annotation, cellular component: mitochondrial inner membrane. Gene Ontology annotation, molecular function: flavin adenine dinucleotide binding; fatty-acyl-CoA binding; glutaryl-CoA dehydrogenase activity. Lineage: Eukaryota; Metazoa; Arthropoda; Arachnida; Mesostigmata; Varroidae. Gene Ontology annotation, biological process: fatty-acyl-CoA biosynthetic process; fatty acid beta-oxidation using acyl-CoA dehydrogenase.
UGCAGUGGCGGAAAAAACGAUUUUAUACAAAUGCGGACUAUUCUCUUCUUGAAAAUACAGUUAACUGAACAGACCAUCGCCAAAGUAACCUUAUGAAAUCGCUCGUUUUGUUUUUACGGAACAGCUGUUUACUUGCCUGAGCUGAGUUAGAUGGAACACUGUUCGUCGCACAUGAGCUUCUCGAUUGAAGCAAUUAUGCUUUCUCCCAUUCGAGUGUGUUCGAUCUCUAAGUCUAAGUCGAGAACAAACUCAUGUAUUUUAUCGGCUUUAACUAGUAGUUUGAAAUAUUAAAGGUUCUAAAAUGUUGUGAGUUUUAUCGACAGCAAACUUUAAAAAGAAACUCCAUCUAAGUUAAGCAAUUCGUCAAGCAAGGUCGUCACAGAUAUUCAUUCACAACGGUACGUUACGGCCCAAGUCUAGACGAGAUCAUCGUAAAGAUAGGACGGAGAUAAAAGGCAGGAUUCGAAAGAGGGUCCACUCGACCUUGGAACCUACGGAGAUAGCAUUAUACAGUGCUAGGCGAGUUAGUGGUCAAUGUUGUUAUCAAUUAUUUUCGAACAAUCCGAAAGUCAUCGUCGGUUAUUUUUCUACUACCUGUUAAACUGCUGUAAAUAUUGUAUGCAAGCAAUCAGUGGACAAUAAUCAGGUUCAUCUUCACUGUAUUUGAAAGCGUCGUAUCGGUCUUCUACAAACACGUGGACUAAAGUGUUUCGAAGCAUUGUUUUAAAGAGAAGCAAUGAAGAUGCUAUCAAGCGUACGCAGAAUCGCGAUUUCAUUAGGAAAGCGAGCUUUGUCAACGAGUUCAGUGUCGCGGAAUAAAUUCGACUAUCGGGAUCCAUUUUUACUGGAUGAUCAGCUAUCAGAUGAGGAGAAAAUGAUCCGAGAUAAUUUCCGGAAUUAUUGCAAAGAAAAGCUUUUUCCACGAAUUCUGCAGGCCAAUCGACAUGAAAAGUUUGAGCGGGAGAUUAUGAACGAACUUGGUGAACUUGGUGUCCUAGGAUCAACGAUUCAAGGCUACGGAUGUGCAGGAACAAACUAUGUAACAUAUGGCCUUCUUGCCAGAGAGAUUGAAAGGGUGGACAGCAGCUAUCGAUCAGCCAUGAGUGUCCAGUCUUCGCUGGUCAUGUACCCUAUUUCUGUUUUCGGCUCAGAUGAGCAGAAACAAAAGUAUCUCCCAAAACUAGCAAAAGGCGAACUCGUUGGAUGCUUUGGUCUCACUGAACCCAACUACGGAUCUAAUCCAGGAGGUAUGGGUACAAAAGCUACUUACAAUUCUUCAACGAAGACAUAUAAAAUAUGCGGUUCGAAAACGUGGAUUACGAAUGCGCCUGUCGCUGAUGUGUUCGUCAUUUGGGCAAAAGAUGACUCCGGAGAAAUUCGUGGCUUCGUUCUUGAAAAAGGUAUAAAGGGACUUAGCACGUCGAAAAUUGAGGGAAAAUUUUCGCUUCGAGCCAGUGCGACCGGAAUGAUAAUGCUAGACGAUGUUGAGAUCCCCGAGACAGCGCUUCUACCAAAAAGCCAAGGUCUUAAGUCUCCAUUCAUGUGCUUAAAUAAUGCUCGUUACGGUAUCGCCUGGGGCGCGUUAGGCGCUGCUGAAUUCUGUAUGGAACAGGCUCGUCAGUACACGCUUGAGCGCAUACAAUUCAAGGAUCCACUUGCGAAAAACCAGCUCAUUCAGAAGAAGCUGGCAGACAUGUUAACCGAAAUUAGUAUUGGCUACCAGGCCUGCUUACGGGUCGGGCGCCUGUUCGACGACAAAAAAAUUAACCCGGAAAUGAUCUCAAUCAUCAAGCGCAACUCCUGCGGAAAGGCAUUAGACGUUGCUCGUCAGGCUCGCGAUAUGCUUGGAGGUAACGGAAUCUCUGACGAGUACCACAUUAUUCGACAUGUUAUGAACCUUGAAGCCGUCAAUACCUACGAAGGAACGCACGACGUCCAUGCGUUGAUAAUUGGCAAAGCUAUGACCGGCUUGCAAGCCUUCACCUCGGACUAGAAGAUGGUUGAUAUUUGAUAGACGUAUUUGCAAAAAAACAUUACUGAAACGAACAAUAACGACAUAACAUUUCUACAAAUUUUAUAUUUGGAGGUGAUGGGACUGCACCUUCUUGGAAUGGCGAAAAAUAA